Messenger RNA from Alternaria alternata, 294 nucleotides. RefSeq lists its product as hypothetical. NCBI's taxonomy places the organism in Eukaryota, Fungi, Ascomycota, Dothideomycetes, Pleosporales, Pleosporaceae. The transcript has a single exon. Bases 117 to 272 code for a protein of 51 amino acids. The record is from RefSeq and is a predicted model, not a curated record.
ACCUUUUACAAAAGAAGACCAUUUGUCCCUCUGUCCAAACUUAAACCACUUCCUACCAACCAACAAACAACAAGCAAACAUGGGUCUUCUGUGGACUAAACAAUGGGGAGGCCGCCAUGCCGGUAAGUAGCCUGCCUAAGAGCCGUCUGUUCCGGAGACUGUGCAGGCAAGUUGCUGACAGGAUGUUAGGUGGUGGUGUUGUCGCUGACCGUCACGGCGUACGUCGCGCGCCCUUCCGCAUCUCCUGCGGACGCUUCAGCUGCUUCCGCUAAACAUCGACGACGAUUCACGAUU